Molecule: messenger RNA, 3628 nt
Organism: Glossina fuscipes
Lineage: Eukaryota; Metazoa; Arthropoda; Insecta; Diptera; Glossinidae
Exons: 7
Coding region: 22-2613 (863 amino acids)
Source: RefSeq, a predicted model, not a curated record
AAUGGGAAGAGAGUCUUAAAAAUGCCGGAUAAUAGUGCGAAAUUUAAUGCCGAUCUUCAUUUGGAUAUACCCAAAUGGAUAAAUUCGGAAUAUUUUGAGAAAAUCUUGCGAAAAGAUUUUCAAUGUUUUAAAAAAAUUUUGAAAUUUACCAUAAUACCAGCCAGCCCCCCCGGUGAAAAUUACACGUCAAUAAUGAUGCGGGUUAAAAUGGAUUUUGAAAUGGAAGAUGGUUUUACUCAACAAAAGUCGUAUAUUAUGAAGACCAUGCUUGAUAAUGGCAGAAAAGGAAAUUAUGUUAAUACGUUAAACUUGUUUCCCAAAGAAAAACUAAUGUACGAGAGCAUUUUACCACAACUGGAAGCUUUGUACGAAGAGCGUGGUAGCAAAGUGAAAUUCGCACCGAGAUGCCACUGGAUUGAGGAUAAUUCAGGACAAAUAACUUUAGUAUUGGCUGAUCUAAAGACAAAGAAGUUUCGUAACAUUAACCGCUUGAAAGGUUUCGAUAUGUUGCAUAUCAAAAAAGUUUUAGAGAAAUUGGCCGAAUUCCAUGCAGCCUCGGCAGUUUUGAUGGAGCGUAACGGCUCAAUACCGCAUGAAUUUCAAAAUAUUUAUUUACCAGUCAAUUACCAUAAAUCGAAAUCCUAUCAGGCUCGCAUACGAAGCUAUAAGUCGGCCAUGUCCCUAUGGGGUCUGGAAGACUACGAAAAGUACUCGAACUUUAUACCUAGUGCAGAGCAAUACAUGAAAGCUACUAUGCAUUGUCAUCAUGGCGAUCCUUCCGAGUUUAAAGUUCUAAAUCAUGGUGACUUCUGGUCGAGUAAUAUUAUGUUAAAUUAUUUAUCCAAUGCUACCAACGCAAACACGGACAUCAAUCAAAUACGUUUUGUAGACUUCCAAAUGUGUAAAUGGAGCAAUCCAGCGCUGGAUCUAUGGGAAUUGAUUAUCUGUUCGGUGGAGAGCAAUUUACGAAUAAAGCAUUUUGAUUACUUCCUUAGGAUUUAUCACAGCCACUUGCAAAAGUGCUUAGCGUUCUUGCACUAUCCGAAACCUUUACCGCUCUUAAGGGACUUGCAUAUUAGCAUGCUGAGAUAUGGAUUCUGGGCCUACUAUAAUACUUUCAAUCAUUUAGUAUUAAUUUUAAUGCCCGAUAAGGAGGCCAGCUUGCUGAGAUUAAUGCAAUCCGGAGAAGAGGGUGACAAAUUUCGAAUGAAAGCUUAUACGAAUCCCUUGUACGUCAGAGCUGUCCUAGAUAUUUUUCCAUUUUUAUACCGUAAAGGUCUACUAGAUUUUAGUGACCGAAGCCGUUGUUUGAGUUAUAUUUGUUUAUUUCAUAUGGGCACUGGUACAAAAGAUUAUACACCACCCGAUUGGUUGACGGUGGAAUUUUUACAAGAUGUGCUUAGAGAAUAUUUUAAAGAUGACACUGACACUUUAGAGGUGCACAACAUGAAAGUUGGAGCAGCAGCAGUGACAUCGUCAAAGGGCAGUGGUGGUGAAAAGGUGCACCACGGUUUUGCCAGCGAAAUGCAUUGUGCCAUCCUUCAAUUGAAGCGUAAUCAUGCUUUAAGCAAAUUUUCGGUUAUUCUCAAGGUUCAUCCCAAAGGGUUGACUGGCGUCUUAGCCCACAAAAGUAAGCUAUUUAAACGUGAGAUUAUGACCUAUAAAGAAAUAAUACCGCGCGUAGAAGAAUUAUUAACGGGUAUAAAUGAUAGAAUAAAAAUUGCUCCCGCCUGUUAUUACACGACCGAAGUGCCCGAACCAUUUCUUAUUUUGGAAGAUAUGCAUCGAAGCGGCUACGAAAAUUUUGAAAAAAGACGUCUUCUAAAUUUAGAAUACGUUCUGCUGACCGUACGCAAAUUAGCCAAAUUGCACGCUUGCUCUGCGGUAAUCGCAAGGGAAAAUCCUCGCAUAAUGGAAAUUUUCGAAGAGCCGCCCAUUUCACGUCAUCCAGAUCGUAAAGAUUUCCUAGAAUUUUUUCCCGUUAAUAUGCGUUGCGUAGCCGAAGAGAUUUCACAUUGGCCAGGUUACGAAAAGAUAACGGAAAAAUUGUUUAAAUUAAGUGAGAAUGUGAUUGAGAAGGCGGUAGAAAUGUAUGAAAAUCAGGCGAAACGUUUUCGCGUUUUUAAUAUAGCCGAUCUUUGGAUUGAUAAUUUAAUGUUCCGCAUGAAUAACGAAACUCAGGAACCUGACGACGUGAUGCUUUUCGAUUAUCAAUUAUGUUACUAUGGCUCACCAGCUGUGGAUCUAAAUUAUUUACUAUAUGGAUCGGUUAAUGAAAACGUUCGAAAAGUGCACUUAAAAUAUAUCGUAAGCGAAUAUCACCAUAUUUUGAAGGAAACCUUGGAAAAAUUAAAUUAUAAUGGCUUCAUACCUUCGCUAAAAGAUAUCACAAUCGAUAUGAUAAGGAAUAGUUUGCAAGGUGUGAUUGCGGCCACUUGCUUAACGCCUAUAAUUUUUAUGGAGAAAGACGGUUAUGACAACCUCGAGUAUCUCAUUUCUCUCAACGAGCAAGGCAAUCAGAUAAGGCGCGAGAAUGUAGAGAAUCCAAAAUAUCGUACAUUUCUACAGCGCACCAUUAAAGAGUUUGAAUUAAGCGGCUUUCUCGAUUUUUAAUAAAAUCCAACUCACAUACAGCCAAGCUCAUAUAAAUAGUGCGCACUUUGCGAUGAAUAUAAAAAAAAAGUUUUAUUAAGAGAUUUGUAUAGAAAUGUAAAACUUGUGUUUCCUUUAUAUCGAAAUAUAACAUGAAAUACAUUAAACAAAUGUGAACAUAGCCGGACAAAGCAGGCUAUUAGGUACCCUACACCACUCCGCCUGAUAUCGCCAUUCAUCCAUGUUCAUUCUAAAGUACCCAAAUUAUCCUUACAUCAAAAGCAUGCUCUUCGUGAGAGCCCUUAAAUUGGAGGCUGCUCAAAAUAUCGACUGACGUAGUCCAGAUUUAGCAAAAAAUUAAUUUACUUGUCAAAGAUAUUAUUAUUUUUCAGUUGUCUCCGUCAUAACAUGCUUUCUUCAUCCUAUAAGGACUUGCUUUCCGUGAGCAUAUAUAGUGGCGUCUAAAAAGAAGAGUGAAGUUAUGCAAGUUCCCUAUGGUUAAUUUUUAUACUAGCUACUACUACUAUGGACCAAUUUUGCGUACGAAAUAUUGAAGAUUAAACGUUUUUGCUAAAAAGCUUAGCAUCCAUGAGAACACAUGUAGAGAAUGGCAUCCAAAAGGCAGAUUCCAAUAUGGAAAUUUUGAGAAGUAGACCUUUUUGGAGUGUAAGAGGUAAAUAUAUCACGACACGGGGUUUACAUGGGAUCUAAAAAAUAUACCUACUUGGUCCAAAUUCGGUAAAUUAAUUUCUAUGCCAAAUCACUUUUACGGAUUGUAGGGCGGCCCCAUUCGUUCCAAUUUUCUCAAACUAAUUUAGAACGCCGAACGAAAUAGAGUUACUCGUCCUCGUUGGUUCGUCGAGCCAAAAUGUAGCGGUAUACUGAAUUUAGUUUCCGGUCAGGAAAGCUUAGUUCAAUUUAAUAUAAUAAAGUGUCUACCUAGAGUCUUUUGCUGUUUUUAAAUAUACAUCCUGUACGUAUUUAAUGGUGGGGCGUCCACCACCAUAAUGUUUUUACUUGUUGCAUUUCAAUUAAA